This is a messenger RNA of Poeciliopsis prolifica (blackstripe livebearer), 4942 nucleotides long. RefSeq names its product carbohydrate (N-acetylglucosamine 6-O) sulfotransferase 7 (gene chst7). Gene Ontology annotation, biological process: carbohydrate metabolic process; N-acetylglucosamine metabolic process. Gene Ontology annotation, cellular component: Golgi membrane. Gene Ontology annotation, molecular function: chondroitin 6-sulfotransferase activity; N-acetylglucosamine 6-O-sulfotransferase activity. The transcript has 2 exons. The record is from RefSeq and is a predicted model, not a curated record. NCBI's taxonomy places the organism in Eukaryota, Metazoa, Chordata, Actinopteri, Cyprinodontiformes, Poeciliidae. The coding region runs from base 634 to 1896 and encodes 420 amino acids.
CUCGCCAUGAAAAUCUCCACCUGAAACAAUUUACGAAAAGUCUCCCCCUUGUGUGUAUUUUUGUGUGCUGAUUCCUGAUGGCACUAGAGCAGGGGUCUGGAACUCCAGUCCUGACCUCCAGUGUGACCUCCAGCUUUUAGAUGUGCCACAGCUACAAAACGCUGGAAUGAAAUGGCUUAAUUACCUCCUCCUUGUCUCAAUAAGAUCUCCAGAGCCUUAAUGACCUAAUUAUCCCAUUCAGGUGUGGUGCAGCAGAGGCACAUCUAAAAGUUGCAGGACACCGGCCCUCCAGGACUGGAGUUUGACACCUUUGACGUAAAAGAACAGGCUUUUUGCCCCCCGACCCCCGGCGUUGUGCGCAUGCGCAACAUUUCCGAACGUAAACAAUCACAACACGGCAACGGAUCCAUUUCUCUCGCCUCUGACUGCCUCCCGGACGGGGGUGAGGCUCCGUUCGACACCACGCCUACCCAGAGCGCCGCUCCGCCUCGCCGGGUGAAAAAUGAUGCGAACCCGCACCCGCACUCGCACACGGAGGAAUAACUUCACAGUAGCGACCGGGGCGCUCCACAGACCGCCGCGCCUCGCACUCUUGUGAAAACAAGCUUCCAGCCCCCCUCUCGGCGAAAGGAGAUGAAGAGGAGGCUCCACAAGAAGUACCUGGUUUUGAUUCUGGCAUACACAGGCUUACUUCUGCUCGUCCCCUACGUGUUGGACAACCGGGACAAAUCCGCCCAGAAUGCCAAACUGCCGCAGCAGCAGCCGCGAUGCCCCGAGCUGGAGAACACGGUGGCGCUCCUGUGGGAUAGCGGUUUCAAAGGCAACGGCAGCGACGCCCCGGAGAACCCGGCGCCGACGAACAGGAGCCAGUCCCGGACGCACAUCUACCUGCACGCCACCUGGAGGACCGGCUCGUCGUUCCUGGGGGAGCUGUUCAACCAGCACCCGGACGUGUUCUACCUGUACGAGCCCAUGUGGCACAUCUGGCAGGCGCUGUACCCCGGCGACGCGGGCAGCCUGCAGGGCGCGGUGCGCGACAUGAUGAACUCCCUGUACCGCUGCGACUUCUCCGUCCUCAAACUUUACGCCGGCUCGCAGAACGUCACCACGGCGUUCAUCUUCGGCUGGAAGAUGAACAAGGUGAUCUGCUCGGAGCCGCUGUGCGACGCGCACCGGCGCCACGAAGUCGGGCUGGUGAGGGAGGACCGGUGCGCCAAGUGCCAGAGGCGGGACCUGCGGGAGCUGGAGAGGGAGUGCAAGAAGUACCCGGUGAUGGUGAUCAAGGGGGUGCGCGUCCUGGACCUGAGCACGCUGCUCCCGCUGAUGCGGGACCCGGCGAUCAACCUGCAGAUCGUCCAGCUCUUCAGGGACCCGCGGGCCGUGCACAACUCGCGGCUCAAGUCCAAGCAGGCCCUGGUGAAGGAGAGCAUCCAGGUGCUGCGCAGCAAGAAGCAGAGCGACAAGUACAAGCGCCUGCUGGUGCCCAGCAACAGGAUGAACCGCGCGGAGAACUACGUGGCGAGCGCCAUGGAGCUGAUCUGCGACAACUGGCUGAGCGACAUGAUGCUGGUGAUGAGCGCUCCGCCGUGGGUGAGGAGGAGCUACCUGCGCCUCCGCUACGAGGACCUGGUGCUGCGCCCCAUGGAGGAGCUGCAGCGGCUCUUCCGCUUCUCCAACCUCUCCAGCUUCCCGGCGCUGGAGAGGUUCGCGCUGAACAUGACGCGCGGCCACGGCUACUCGUCGGACAAGCCCUUCCUCAUAUCGUCCAGGGACGCGAAGGAGGCGAUCUACGCGUGGCGGGAGCGGCUGAACGUGGAGCAGAUCGGCCAGGUGGAGGCCUACUGCAGCGAGGUGAUGAGGCAGCUGGGCUACGAGAGGAACACGGCGGCGGUGUGAGAGUGUGUGGGGGGUCCUCCUAAUCAAGGCUGAGGGGCAGAAGGUGGAAUAACAAAACAGGCUCCAGGAAUGCAGUCCACUAGGAGCUCUCAAGCGUGCCUCUUGGGUUGUUUUUAUCCUCACCCGAGCUGGGUUGAUGAACUGGAGAAAUGGUGAUACUGAAAAGACGAGGAGAAGGAGGAGGAGGUGGUGCAUGUGUGUGUGGGGAUGGGCGACGGGGUGAGGGGGAGAGAAAGAGCAGCCAAUAGGACUCAGUUGGAUUUGAAACGGGGAGAAGGAAGCUUAUUUUCUCACCGUGCUGCCUGUUCGACACCAGCAGGGUCCCGUGGAGACACGGAGGAGUUGGGGUGGGGGGGGGUUACAAAACAAGAGACGGGGGCUGGUUUGUGCUGCUGUUACUCUGGCCGACCUCUGUCCUUUUUAGAAGCACUAAUCCCUCCUCAAAUCCUGUUCAAACCGGGGCCAUAAAAAAAAAACCUGAGAUGGGGGGCCUUUCUCGGGACAUGGAUCCAGGGUGGCAGCGUUAAGUUCAGCCUUACUGGAGAGAUUCAUCCAUCCGGCCUGUGACUCAGCACAACAGCAACCCCCCUGCAUUACUGACUUACUGGUAUUAGACAGAGACUGGCUCACUAACAGUGCUGAAAGGAGAAACUACAGUAUUUUUCUGGGGUGGGGUAAAAACCCCCCAAACCCCUUUUACUGAGAGGCUAUUGUUCCGCCCCUGGCCCCUCUCAGGAAUCCAGACAGCUGCAAGAGUAAAUCUCUCACAUGGGUGUGAAAUUUUCUGAUCAGUCGCAGAAUUCCUGACGACCUGCUUCUGUCCUCCGACCGGUGGACCUCUGCGUUCGUUUCCUUCAAUCCGCAACGGUCCACAGCGUCCUCCGAUCCGGUGACGUCCCCGUGGUCCAGGAGGCAUUUCAACACCGUCGACGCGUUCGAUUUCAGAAGUCGGUUCUGUUAGAAUUACUUUUACUUGAAUACUUGUGGAAGUGUGACAGAAAGGAGGACCUUCAAGCUAUUUAAGUUCAACGAAUGUAUGUUACUGCUUGUAUUAAUCUUGUUGUCAUGAUUUCCAGAUUCAUACAGUUGAUUAUUGACCUGUCAGAAUCCUCUGUUACAUGAUCUGGGUUUUGUCCGAAGUACUUCCCUUAAAUGAAAAGUACAAUUGGAACAUGGCUUCAGCAACAAAACAUGGGACUCUUAAACAGGACAUUAUUCAAUUGCAGCAGAUCACAGCUGAUCAUCAUGUAUAAUGCUUUGCAAAAGUAGUCAGACGCUCUUUGUUGGGAUUUUUUUUUUCCCCAGCAUGCAAAGUGGAGCAUAAUUGUGAAGAAUUAUAUUCUUUAUAAAAAAAAAAAUACAUUCAAACCAGCCUUCUUGUCCAGUCAUCUCCAUAACAUGAUGCAGCCACCACCGUGUUUCACUCUGGGGAUGGUGAGUUCAGGGUAAUGGGCUGGGUCAGCUUUCUGAAUGAAGGCCAAAAAAAUGACAUGUUGGUGUCCGAGCAGCAAAUGGUAAACUGAUCGUACUUGUAUAGCACUUUAUAACACUUGUACAUUCAGUAGUGCUUCCACACUACUGAAUGCAGGCUGAAAACAUUUCAGUCAUUCUGAAAACCAAACGACUGAAGCUUUAGCUGUGUUUUUAAGGUCAUAUUCAUGUAAGAAAGACAGGUCAAAUUCCAGUAUUACCUUGUUUUAGCUCUAUCCAUCUCCACAUCAGUGUCCCCACUCAAGACAUGAGUCUACCUCUGCAAUGUCGCUCCCAUAUGAUCACAGCAAUGUUUUUUUUUACAGGCUUGAAUCAUGUUUUGCAUGAAUACUUUUGCAGAGCAUUUUAUAUGCAUGUAUAUAUUGAUGUACUAGUUCAUAAAGUAACUAUUCGGUGCCGGUUUAAGGCCAUUAUUUUAUGGCCAUUUGAAACACAUUUGGUUAUCAUUUGUUAUCAUGAUAUCACUAUAACUUAACAUUCUAGUAUGUGACUGAUGUGUUUGGGGGUUUUUUGGAAUCACAAUGUCUAAACUCAAGGCGAAUUAGUGGCGAGUGGUGCAUUUGAUAAAACUAGAGUGCAUUUUAUCAAAGCUGCAGUGUGUAAUUUUUAUAACUUUACAUAUUUUUUGAAACUGUCACCAUGCGGUGACAGUAUGGCAUGAGACAGAUAAUCUGUGAAAAGAGCGAGCUCCUCCGCCUUCUCCCAGUUUCCCAGUUUGGUUGUUUCUAAAAAGAAACCACCAAUCAGAGCGAAAAGGUGGGGCUUAGUGCCGUCAAUCAAUCUCAUGUGGUUCUCCUGUAACAGUAAGUCACUGUUACAGGACUUACUAAAUGUUGUUAGAACAUUUAGCAACACUGAGCACUAGCUCUGACCUAGCUCUGAUUGGUUGCUGUUGGUCGGGAGCAGAUACAUUUCUUCAGCUAGCAGCCGUAGCUCUGCUGUGAGGCGGAGCAGAUUGAUCUUUUCACAGAUUUUCUGUCAUGUCAUACUCGCAAGAAAACCAUAUGCAGUUUGCAGCAUAUAGCAAACUGUUUGCUGCAGUUACAUACUGCAACAAACAAAUUCGUUUGCUGCAGUAUGUAACAAGAUAGUUACAUACUGCAGCUUUAGAUCCUUGAACUAAAAGGCUUUCUGAGUUAAGUGGAGCACAGCAGUGGCGAACCCAGAACUUCAAGAUUUUUAUUGACAUGUUGACAUGCAGACCAUGGCACACAGAACCUGUCAUCCAGCCGCCGCUGGAGACGACAGGUGCACAUAUUUACACUUUGGCUACAUCUCAUAUUUCUCAGGUGCAGAGAAGGUUUAAAUAUAGCCGACAGGCUGACAGCACAGCGGUGUGGAGGGCAAGAAGUGCAUAUGAAAGAUUAGCAAAGAGUCCAACAAGUGUCCUCUGCUUGCCGUACUGCGCGACUCUCUUGGGUUUGCUGUCUGUUGAGUUCUCCCCCUUGUCUUUUGAGGGGACAACACUACAUCAUGUCUCAAUCCAUGCAAGUUCCUGUUCUGUGAAUUGUCUUUGAAUAAAGGAGAGACGGAAAGGGACAUUUUCCAACACGAA